CAAAUCAGCAAAUCACAGGGACAGAAAGCACUGAAACCCUCCACCUUAUCUCUUCAUCCCCCCCAUUCAUCGCAUCUCCAACCCUCAAAAUAAAUAAAUAAAUAAACAAAACAAAACACGAAAACAACUUUUGUUUCCAACAAUGGACAACACCACCACCAAUCACCAGCCUCAGCCCACGGCAUACCCAACGCAAUCCAUCACCACCACUCCACCACUACCUCCAGCAGGUGGAGCACCAUCCUCAACCCCAUUCCACCACCUCCUCCAACAACAACAGCAACAACUUCAAAUGUUUUGGUCUUACCAACGUCAAGAAAUUGAACAAGUUAAUGAUUUCAAGAACCAUCAACUCCCUUUAGCAAGAAUCAAGAAAAUCAUGAAAGCUGACGAGGAUGUGCGCAUGAUCUCUGCUGAAGCACCUAUUCUCUUUGCUAAAGCAUGUGAGCUUUUCAUUUUAGAACUGACAAUUCGUUCUUGGCUUCACGCUGAGGAAAACAAGAGAAGGACUUUACAGAAGAAUGACAUUGCUGCUGCUAUUACAAGAACUGACAUUUUUGAUUUCUUGGUUGAUAUUGUACCUAGAGAUGAGAUCAAAGAGGAAGCUGCUGGUCUUGGUGGAAUUGUCGGUGCUACGGCUAGUGGGGUGCCAUAUUAUUACCCUCCGAUGGGACAGCCUGCCGCUGCCACUGGAGGGAUGAUGAUCGGAAGGCCAGCCAUGGAUCCUGCCACUGGGGUGUAUGUUCAACCACCAUCUCAGGCUUGGCAGUCUGUUUGGCAGACAGCUGCCACCGAAGAUGGUUCUUAUGGGAGUGGUGGUGCGAGUGGUGGACAAGGGAAUCUUGAUGGACAAGAUUAAGCUUCUCGGAUGCAGAGGCGCGACAGAGGCUAACAAGGGCCUUGGCUAAUAUUACUGGGAAAUUUGAGUGCAUAUGAUAUCUAAAUGUGCUUGCUUGCUAUUGUUUUCUGGAAAGUUGUCCGUAGCUGUAGAGACUUCUUAAGAUUUUUAACUUCAGUGUAUGGCAGCUCUACAAUUGCUGCUAUAACUUGCUAACUUUAUCUGAUGUGCAGUUUAUUAAUUUAUGAUCUAUUUGUUACUGAUUAGAA
Molecule: messenger RNA, 1107 nt
Organism: Populus trichocarpa (black cottonwood)
Lineage: Eukaryota; Viridiplantae; Streptophyta; Magnoliopsida; Malpighiales; Salicaceae
Product: nuclear transcription factor Y subunit C-1
Exons: 2
Coding region: 143-859 (238 amino acids)
Biological process (GO): regulation of DNA-templated transcription
Cellular component (GO): nucleus
Molecular function (GO): DNA-binding transcription activator activity, RNA polymerase II-specific; DNA binding; protein heterodimerization activity
Source: RefSeq, a predicted model, not a curated record